Messenger RNA from Rhodamnia argentea, 2204 nucleotides. Its product is annotated as vacuolar fusion protein CCZ1 homolog B-like. The coding region runs from base 201 to 1778 and encodes 525 amino acids. Gene Ontology annotation, cellular component: intracellular membrane-bounded organelle; Mon1-Ccz1 complex. The transcript is spliced from 10 exons. Gene Ontology annotation, biological process: vesicle-mediated transport. The record is from RefSeq and is a predicted model, not a curated record. Lineage: Eukaryota; Viridiplantae; Streptophyta; Magnoliopsida; Myrtales; Myrtaceae.
AAUCGCGGUUCUGAUUGCGAACUCUUUUUCCCCUUCUUUUUCCCUUGUUUAGUCUUUGUUUCGUUUCUCCGUUUCUUGUUUUGCUUCAGCUAAUUCCAUGUCCGAUCAGUCUUCCCAGCUCGCUGAGCCGUUCCAAUUUCGACGGCCCCUUUGAUCCGGCGAUCGGAGGAUAUCGUAUCUAGGGCUGAAUCGAUGCCAUAAUGGGCUUGUCGUCGGUUGCGAGCAACAGCGAGGGCAUGCAAUUAUGUAUCUUCGACCUGAGAAGAGGCCAAAAUGAGGGGCAAGAGCUGGACAAGAUCUUGUUCUUUUAUCCCGCUGAUUUGCCCUUCUCCACUCAGCUCUCUGUCAUUGGCCUGAGCGAGGGCCUCAUCACCUUCACGAGGAUUUUCUCUCCUGAGGCUGCUUGUGAGGUCAUUGAAGCAGAGAGGCACUCUCAUGUGUUCUUUGAGGCAGAACCGGAUAUUUGGAUGGUCAUGAUUGUUGAGAAAAACAAGGAAGCAGAAGCGGUUUGGAGAGUCGGCGCUUUGAGAAAUGUCCUAAAGGAAGUCCACUCUCUUUUCUUGAUGUUCCAUGGGUCUAUAAGGUCAUUGCUUGAGAAGGAACCAGCUGCAGGAUUGAUCAGAUCUCAACUGUACAUAUUCAUCAUGGAUUAUCUUAGUGCAUUUGAAAAGCGGUCUCCAUUGGAUUACUGCUGCUGGGAUUUUCUCUCUUCGAAGAAACUCCAGUUACCAUCAUUCCGUGAUUCUUUGAAGGAGCGUGGAACUGUACAGAUGCUGACUGUAGGACGUGAGGCUGCAAUAGAAGUUCAGUCGCUUGUCAGGGUUGUAGAAUCGUGCACUGGAAGCCCAUCAUGCCACUCGUUGCUCUUGUUUCAGGACCUUCUAGUUUCUACGACACUUUCUCCAGAUGAUGCCAUCAAUCUAUUUACAUAUGCUGUACUAAGAUUGACUCCUCGUGCUCUCUCUACGGGAUCGAGCUCCUGGUCCUAUCUACUUAAGGGAAGUACUGCAUCCGCUGCCGUGACAGGGCCUGCUGUGGGAAGCCCGACUUCUCUUUCAGAACCUUUCCAUGGUUCACAUGGUACCUCCGCAGGUGACGAUCAGAGUCAUGCCAUGAGACCUCUGCAGCAUGACAGAUGGUCCAGAGGAAACGACGGUUUUCUUGUCACAGAUAUCUGGCAAGCUGAGCCUGGGAGCUUAGUUUCUGUCACCCCGUCAAUUUGGCUCCAGCAGACUGAAGAGAAAAUGUAUCUCUGUGCUUAUCAGCACAAGAGCCUUACCUUGAUCGUUCUGAUUCCUGUGUCCUCUGUCAUUAAUGGGGAACAAGGCAUUUUCGCUGUGAAGCAGCUAGUUCUCGAAAACGCAUCGUUGAAGAUGUUGAAAGUUGAAGAAAAGCUUUCAAAAGGAUGGGGUGGCGAGAAUGCGUACCAUGUCAGUGGAUACCGUUAUUUGCUUGUAGAUGGUGACAGAAACUUAUCCCGGGCUUCGCCGCCAGGCAAAGUUACUACACUAACAAAGGAUUCUUUGCUUGCAUUGAGUAAACUCAGAGAAGAGGUUGACAUAGAAAAAAGCAGGGCAAGAUGGGAUGAUGAUGAUCAUGAGAAAGAACUCGAAAUAUGCACUAGGGCUAGAAACAAUGCGUGGGUUAUCACUCGAGUUACAAGGGGAAAAGAGCUUUACAUGGUUCUUGAAAAUGCGAACGAGACCCUUCUUUAUGCCUCUGAUGCUGUUCAGAAGUUCAGCAAUAGGUACUGCAAUGGAGCCUUCUCCUUGGAUUAAGAAUAUCCAGUUUUGCAAACACUUGGAGCAGUUUUAGCAGAAUGUUGCGAGAAGCUAUAAAUAUCCCUUGCUUGUACAUUUACCUGGAGAGCAGAUGCGAGGUACGGGUGCCCCUCCUCUGUGCAUCACUCUCACUUCACCGUAGCAUAGGAAAAGCUGAUUAUUGUAGUUUGCUUUCUUCCAUCUUAUUGUGCUAUAAAAUUUUGGCUGUCAUGCUUUUUGGGGGUUGGGAUUCUUACUACUGUGCUUUUUUGAGAUGAAAGGGUCACAAUGUAUUUGAGCCGUAGGAGACACUGGUAUAUACUUUCUCCAAUCUACAAGAUGUUUACUGUUUAGUUUUAGUGGCCUCAUCGCCUUUUGUGACAUCUUAUGUAGAAGUUUUUGGUUCUUCUCUGUGAAUAUCUCCUGGGUGAAACGAAAAUGGCA